UAUUAGGGUUUUGAGAGAACUCUCCAUUGCAGCUGCGGCUCCUAAAACUAACGAAUAAUCCAUGGCUCGGAUCAAAGUUCAUGAGUUGAGGGACAAAACGAAGGCUGAUUUGUUUGCUCAGUUGAAGGAUCUUAAGGCUGAGCUCGCUCUUCUCCGUGUCGCCAAAGUCACCGGCGGUGCUCCCAACAAGCUCUCCAAAAUAAAAGUGGUGAGGACAUCAAUUGCACAGGUGCUGACUGUUAUUUCACAGACACAGAAAGCAAAACUCAGGGAAGCCUACAAGAACAAGAAAUACUUACCUCUUGAUUUGCGCCCUAAGAAAACCAGAGCCAUUCGCAGGCGUUUAACCAAGCAUCAGGUUUCUUUGAAGACUGAAAGGGAGAAGAAAAAGGAGAAGUACUUCCCAUUGAGGAAAUAUGCUAUCAAGGUUUAAGGGUGGAGAUAAUCACCCAUUUAGGAUGAGUUUUUAAGUUUUGAUGUUAAACUCAAUUUACAUAUAUUUGAUGUUUUGGUGAAGGGAUUGAAUUUUGGAGCUUGCUUUUGAUAUUGAAAUUAUAAUGUUGCUUUCUCAAAUCUUCCUGGCUUCGUUUUUUCCUCCUAUUUUGUU
Molecule: messenger RNA, 607 nt
Organism: Lactuca saligna
Lineage: Eukaryota; Viridiplantae; Streptophyta; Magnoliopsida; Asterales; Asteraceae
Source: the annotation of a GenBank genome assembly